Messenger RNA from Pomacea canaliculata, 2157 nucleotides. Its product is annotated as arrestin domain-containing protein A-like. NCBI's taxonomy places the organism in Eukaryota, Metazoa, Mollusca, Gastropoda, Architaenioglossa, Ampullariidae. The transcript has 12 exons. Gene Ontology annotation, cellular component: cytoplasm. The record is from RefSeq and is a predicted model, not a curated record. Gene Ontology annotation, biological process: protein transport. The coding region runs from base 511 to 1581 and encodes 356 amino acids.
AAGGCAAUGUUCCCAAACUUAAAAAAUGUUGCCAUAUCCAUGCUUCCUUGUUUUCGGAGUGCAUGCUGAGAGAGGAAGACGAUUUAAUACUACCAAUUUACCUUUCGAAACGUGCUAUGUAACUUGUUUGAUGACUUGAACAUACAUCAUGGUGCCGUCAAGAGAUGUAUAAAUGAAUGAACAUGACAUUUUUUUUUAUUUCGCGCUACUUUCGAUUUGUCCUAUUUUAGUAUCUUUAUUCUUGGUAUCUGAAGAUAAUUUCACAAACUGUUAUACAUCAGUUAACUAUUUGAUUUCAGCGAAAUGGAGAUUUUAUUGUAUAAAACUUCGUCAUUUGUUUUUUUCAAAAUAUUCGAUAGAUAUUGAUCGUGCUGCAUGAACUUUUAACUCGAUAGAGUCGUCUGCUCUAGUGUGAGCAGAACAUGCGGCGAUCGGACUAUGCGUUUUGUGUUGGUUGAUUAUUUUUAGGGCGACUCAGUGAUUUUUACAUUAAUUUUAAAGUUUUGAAACAUGAACCAGCUGUUUAUUCGGUCGGACAAAGGGGAGUAUCUUCCAGGAGAGUUUGUUUGUGGCGCUGUGUACCUGGACAUUAAUGCUCCAACAGAAGGCCAUGGCGUGCAGGUAUCUUUCCAAGGAGAGGAAUCAGUGUGUUGUGAGUUACAAGUGAAUGGACUGAGGACGAACGUGCAGGCUAAACAAGAGUAUGUGGAUUACUGUCACACUGAUCUCUUCACACAAAAUGAGCCCUUUGCCUGUGGCAGUUACUGCUUCCCAUUCAGAUUACGGCUACCACACCAGAUUCCAGGGACUUUUAAGACCACCUGCAUUGAAACAUCUUUUGCAUGGUCAGCCUGUGUGAUGUAUCAGCUGCAUGCUAACAUUGCAGGUGCAGAGACUAUGAAGGUUUCACAAGAUAUUGUGGUGACUGCUGUGACACCAGAGAAUCUACGAGACAAUCAUUUGACAAGAGCACAUGAAAUUGUUUUUGUGCCAUCAAGAAGACUAUUUGGUCAGAAGAUGCAUGUCACACUUAAACUGAUAAAGAACUUUCUUAAAACUGGAGAAAAUUUGCGGCUUCGUAUGAUUUUCACUCAUGGCAAUCAGACAGCGAUACAUGGCUUCUCAAUGAAGCUGCUUCAGACUCUGACACUGACAGUCCCAUCAAAAUCCAAGAUAAAGGAGGUACCAGGUGUGGCCGAUAAGAAAGUGACAGUCAUAAGAGAAGUUGCUGGUAUGAUGCCAUCAGGAGCCUAUAAUGUUGGAAAUUGGCAUGGUGUGGACAACCUCAUGAUACCCCUGAAGACUGAACAUGGACAAAAUAUUUUGCCCAGCGUCCAUGGAAAGUUUAUCAAGUGUGAGUACAGCUUGGAGGUGGGUCUUAACAUGGGCAAAUAUGUGAAGACAAUCAUUUGCCCCAUUCCAGGUGUGUUACCAGAGUGCAACACUGAGUGGCUGUCAUGGGAACCUCAUCCUUGGUUCCAAAAUGCUGAAAUUAAAUUGGGAACAAGUCCCAUCACCCCAACAGAACACAUCCUGGAAAGUGGACCUUUUUCACGUUUGCCCAGAUUCCAGGAUCUGUAACAUUUGGGCACCAGCAGAGAUUACCUUAAAACCUAUAGGUUGAUAUAACAGCAAGUUAUAUGCAAUUUGUACAGCAGGAAACUGUAAACCCUCUGCAAUGAAGUUAGUCUUUUCAAUUUUGAAAUGUUGGUACAUGAGGAAGAUGUAAUAUGACUGAUCUUGAAUCUUUAUUGUUACACGUUUGUAACUGUUACAUGUUUAAAUCCAGUGAAACCGUUUGUGUUUUUAUUUAAGUAAAGUCACAGCAUGUAUAAAAGAGGGGAAUGUUUAAAGGAGAGAGUACAUGACUAUUAGUUGUCCACAGACUCAUUGUUUUUCCCCAAAUGUGCAAGUAGAAUGGCAGAUUUACAAAGGGAUACAUGGGAAUUUUAUUAAUAAUUCUUGUGCUCUGUUUGUUUUGACUUUAUGAUCAAAUUGUAAUAUAGUUUUUUCCAUGGAAGACAUGACAUAAUGACAUAUAAAAUGAAAGUGAAAAUAUUGCAGAGAGCAUUUUCUUUGUUGACCUGCUAAUACUCAUCUUCCGAUUCUAGGUACAACUUUAACUACUUUCACAAUUUAGCUAUGAAAGUAUAUCAU